This is a messenger RNA of Paramecium sonneborni, 290 nucleotides long. The record is from the annotation of a GenBank genome assembly. Lineage: Eukaryota; Ciliophora; Oligohymenophorea; Peniculida; Parameciidae.
AUGACUUUAUGUAAAAUAUUUCUUAAGGCAGAUUAAAGAUCUAGAAUGGCUGCAAAAUAUUAAGAGAGUUUAUUCGAGAAAGCAAAUAAAUUUGAUUAUAAAGUGGAAAAUAUUGGAAUAAGUUAUGAAAUAUCAUCUUAAAUGUUUAGAAAAGAUAUUAUAGAAUAUAAUUUGAGGUUAUUUGUUAAGUAAAUCUAAUAAUUAUUGAAAGAUAUUAAAUGAUUAGCGAUGUUUAGAAGAUGUGGGUUGUUUAGUUGUUUAUAUACAAAACAAAGAUUUAAUAGUUGUGA